Messenger RNA from Pipra filicauda (Wire-tailed manakin), 1860 nucleotides. RefSeq names its product kelch like family member 40 (gene KLHL40). The record is from RefSeq and is a predicted model, not a curated record. Lineage: Eukaryota; Metazoa; Chordata; Aves; Passeriformes; Pipridae. Gene Ontology annotation, cellular component: A band; I band. Gene Ontology annotation, biological process: negative regulation of protein ubiquitination; skeletal muscle fiber development; negative regulation of proteasomal ubiquitin-dependent protein catabolic process. Bases 1 to 1860 code for a protein of 619 amino acids. Gene Ontology annotation, molecular function: protein binding. The transcript is spliced from 6 exons.
AUGGGUUUGCCUCUUGAUCAAGUGGAAGAAUUGCGUCUCUACCAGCAAACUCUUCUCCAGGAUGGACUCAAAGACAUGUUGGACCACAAUAAGUUUCUGGACUGUGUCUUGAAAGUCAAAGGGAAGGAGUUUCCCUGCCACCGGCUGGUGCUGGCAGCCUGCAGCCCGUAUUUCCGAGCCAUGUUCCUCUCGGACAUGGAAGAGAGCAAGAAGAGGGAGAUAAGUUUGGAAGACGUCGAUCCGGACGUCAUGGGCAAGAUCCUCCACUACAUCUACACCUCGGAGCUGGAGAUCACGGAGCAGAACGUGCAGGACAUCUUCUCCGUGGCCAACAUGUUCCAGAUCCCCUCCAUCUUCACCGUGUGCGUGUCCUUCCUGCAGAAGAGGCUGUGCCUCAGCAACUGCCUGGCCAUCUUCCGGCUGGGGCUGAUGCUGGACUGUGCCCGGCUGGCCGUGGCCGCUCGGGAUUUCAUCUGCGACCGCUUCGCGCUGGUCUCCCGCGACGAGGAGUUCUACCAGCUCUCCCCCGACGAGCUCAUCGCCAUCAUCUCCAGCGACUCCCUCAACGUGGAGAAAGAGGAGACCGUCUUUGAAGUGGUGAUGAAGUGGGUGGGGACCAAGGACUGCGAGAGCCGGCAGAAGGCCCUGCCUGUCGUCUUCGAGAGCAUCCGCUUCCGCCUCAUGCCCAACGACUACAUCAGGGACCACGUGGAGAAGCACAACGUGGUGAAGUCCAGCCCCGAGCUCCUCAAGAAGCUGCAGAUGGUGAAGGAUGCCCAGAAAGGCAAAUUCACUGUGGUGAAGAAGAAGAAAGUGAAGAAAACCAGUGAAAAUCAAGCGAAGGAUAACGUUGUCAAUGGAGCAGUAGAUGAGGAGGAAGACACGGAGGAGGACGCUCUCCCUGGGAUCUUAAAUGACACCAUGCGCUUUGGGAUGUUCCUCCAGGACCUUAUUUUCAUGGUGAGCGACAGUGGGGCAGUGGCCUAUGAUCCCAAUGCCAACGAGUGCUAUUUUGCCUCCCUGUCCACUCAAAUCCCAAAGAACCACGUCAGUCUGGUGACCAGAGAGAAUCAGAUCUUCAUCGUUGGAGGACUGUACUACAACGAGGACAGCAAGGAGGAUCCCAUGAGUUCCUACUUCCUACAGUACGACCAUCUGGACGCAGACUGGCUGGGGAUGCCCCCCCUGCCCUCCCCUCGCUGCCUCUUCGGCCUGGGAGAGGCGGAAAACUCCAUUUUUGUGGUCGGAGGGAAAGAACUGAAGGAGGGGGAGAAGACCCUGGACUCUGUGCUGUGCUACGACCGGCUGUCCUUCAAGUGGGGUGAAGCUGAUCCCCUCCCCUACGCGGUCUAUGGUCAUGCUGUGGUGUCACACAAGGACCUUGUCUACGUCAUCGGGGGCAAAGGAAGUGACAAGAAGUGCCUGAAGAAGAUGUGUGUCUACAACCCAUCCAAGUUUGAGUGGAAGGACAUGGCUCCCAUGAAAACUGCCCGUUCCUUGUUCGGGGCCACCGUGCACAAGGACAAAAUCUACGUGGCCGCCGGUGUGACCGACUCCGGCUUGACCAACUCGGUGGAAGUCUAUGACAUUGCCACCAACAAGUGGGACACGUUCACAGAGUUCCCCCAGGAGCGCAGCUCCGUCAGCCUGGUCAGCCUGUCUGGGGUGCUCUACCUGCUCGGAGGGUUCGCCACAGUGGAGACGGAGUCGGGAGAGCUGGUGCCAACGGAGCUCAACGAUGUUUGGAGGUAUGAUGAGGAGCAGAAGAAGUGGGAAGGGGUUCUCCGGGAGAUCCAGUACGCCUCCGGCGCCACAUUCCUCCCCGUGCGCCUCAAUGUCUUGCGUCUAACAAAGAUGUAG